AUGUCUACAAGUCCUCCUGACGCAGCACAGCCAAUCAGUUCUGUGAAGCUGUAUAGCAUCUUGGCCGGGCUCAUGAUAGCCACGUUCCUAAUAUCAUUGGAUGUCUCCAUCAUCGCUACUUGCGCUCUUCAACCUCUCAGCGGCAAGCUCUCCUCACUGAUAUCGCUGCGAUGGGCCUACCUCGCAUUCUACGUCAUAUUCCUGCUCGGAUCCCUGAUCUGCGGCAUGGCCAACAGCUCCAGGAUGUUCAUCAUCGGACGAGCCGUCGCGGGGGCCGGAGGCUCCGGGGUAGUAUCGGGUGGGCUCUCGGUGAUUGCAAUGAUCACCACCCCGCAGCAGCGUCCACUGUUCACGGGGCUAAUUACCUCUCUUUACGCCCUGGGAACUGUAGUCGCCCCGAUCAUCGGCGGCGCGCUGACUGAGCAUAGGACGUGGAGGUGGUGCUUUCUCCUCAACCUGCCCGCAGGAGCCGUGACGGUGGUGGCGUUGCUCUUAUUCUUCCACCCCCCUGCUCCCAAUACCAACAAUGGGGGUGUCCAUCGCGCAUCCCUCCUAAAACAGCUCGACCUUCUCGGAUGCGCGCUCUUCAUACCCUCCAUCAUCAUGAUCAUGCUGGCCCUGCAAUGGGGCGGCAGCGAAUCCGCCUGGGGUUCAGCGACGGUGCUCGGACUCUUCGUCGGCUUCGCAUUCACGAUGACAAUCUUUGUCGUCUGGGAGUGCCACAUGAAGGAGCAAGCCAUGAUCCCCAUCGUGCUGUUGCAGGGCAGGUCGACCAUGCUCAGUCUUGCCUUUGCGUUUGUGUUCAUGGGGUCGUUCGUCAUCCCGGUGUAUUUUCUACCCGAAUGGUUCCAGAUCGUCCAGGCCGCGAGCCCCAUGCGCAGCGGCGUCAUGCUUCUGCCGUCGGUGUGCACCCAGGUGCUUGGAUCCCUCGUCUCCGGGAUCCUAGCCAAGCACCUCAGCUACUACAACCCGUGGCUCUUCAUCGGCUCCGCCUUCCUCUGCAUCGCCAACGGGCUGUACACAACCUUUACUGUCUCCUCAGGACCCGCCGCAUGGAUCGGGUACCAGAUCUUCCAGGGCCUGGGCUGUGGCGUUGCCGCCCAGAUCCCUUUGCUGAUGGUGCAGCUGGCACUGAAGGAUCGACCGCGCGACGUUCCUGUUGCGAUCGCCACGGUUCUUUUCACGCAGUACUUUGGGAGUGCGGUGGUGCAGAGCAUCGGGGGAACCAUUUUUCAGACUGAACUGAGAAAGCAGCUGCGGGAUCGGGCUUCGUUGGAGUAUACGCAGGUGGAGAUGCUGCUUGAGGCUGGGACCCGCGGGAUGCGCGAGGUGGCUGCCCAGGCAUUUCCGGAUCGGUUGGCUGAGGUGGUUGUUGCGUAUGACAAGGCUAUUACUCCUGUGUUUUAUCUUCCCGUAGCUGGGAGCGCUCUGGCGUUUAUAGUAGCCGGCGGGAUUCCAUGGGUCAAUACUCGCCCGGCGCAGGGAAAUGGUGACUUGCUUUGUGCAGAGCGAAGUGAGAAACCUCAGUCGGAUGGGCAGGUCACUGUGUGAGGAACUAGCUUGCUGCGCGUGGUCAUUGGGUAUGCAACACUGACUCUAAAGGUUCUGGC
Molecule: messenger RNA, 1610 nt
Organism: Aspergillus brunneoviolaceus CBS 621.78
Lineage: Eukaryota; Fungi; Ascomycota; Eurotiomycetes; Eurotiales; Aspergillaceae
Product: MFS general substrate transporter
Exons: 4
Coding region: 1-1551 (516 amino acids)
Biological process (GO): transmembrane transport
Molecular function (GO): transmembrane transporter activity
Source: RefSeq, a predicted model, not a curated record